GAUAUGUUGUUGCGGUGUCCGCCCAAACGUUCAGUCAAACACCAAACUUUGGCACGCUUGUAAACAUAGCAGUUGCACCUACCAAUAAGUUAUGUACAAAAGGCAUAGUCGUCGACGCUGUGACUUCCAUUGAGCUCGGAAGAUUUCUCGACAGCCAUUACGAUUCGUUUACACCUUGGGAGCAAUCAUGCCAAGAUUGUGUAUAUACCUGUAACAAAAAUGAUUCAUCCAUCCAACCUCCAAACAUUGCCAUAUGGUGCCUUCUUGUGAGCAACGUUAGCGAGGAUGAUGCGGUUUCGUUCAGCGUGGAUAUGAUAGUAGAUCCCGACAUGGUCACGCUUACAUCGACAUCGCUAUUGGCAACGUCAACGGUGGUGUUAGUCACAUACGAUCCAAACGCUACACCCACUGCUACUGAUUCAGGGCCAUCAUGGUUUUCUGGGAACGAACGUUUAAAAUGGGAUGGCAAAGUUAUUAUCGGUCUUGGACUGGGAUGGUUUUGCAGUUUUUUGAUUGGCUAUUACUCGAUAAUGUGGUGA
Paraglomus occultum is the source of this 539-nucleotide messenger RNA. Lineage: Eukaryota; Fungi; Glomeromycota; Glomeromycetes; Paraglomerales; Paraglomeraceae. The record is from the annotation of a GenBank genome assembly.